Molecule: messenger RNA, 834 nt
Organism: Amborella trichopoda
Lineage: Eukaryota; Viridiplantae; Streptophyta; Magnoliopsida; Amborellales; Amborellaceae
Product: ATPase, V0 complex, subunit E
Biological process (GO): proton transmembrane transport
Cellular component (GO): proton-transporting V-type ATPase, V0 domain
Molecular function (GO): proton-transporting ATPase activity, rotational mechanism
Source: RefSeq, a predicted model, not a curated record
CCCUCUUAUUUUCUCUCCUUUUUUACUUUCUCAUUUUCUUACGCCCUUUCUCUCUUCCCUCUCCCCUUUUACACACUCUCUCUCCUCAGCUACUGUAAAAUCUGAGAAACUAUUCAUUAAUCGCUCCUUUUCUCAACCUCAAAGGUGGACCAGCCCUCGAGCCUUUCAUUUGCAGCACAGAAUGUAUUGAAUCCCCAAGAACACAGAAAUUCACGGACUCACUUCUUAUCUGAGAUUGUGGGUUGAUCCAUAAACCCUAAUUCAACCCCGUUUUGUGAUCAUGGGUUUCUGGGUAACAACCCUAAUUUUUAUUUUAACAGGUGUUCUUGCCUCCCUAUUGGUCAGAAUAUGCUACAACAGGGGGCCUUCUGCAAAUUUGUUCCAUUUGACACUGGUUAUUACUGCAACUGUUUGUUGUUGGAUGAUGUGGGCAAUAGUGUAUCUGGCACAACUACACCCCCUUAUUGUCCCUAUUCUCAAUGAAGGAGAAUGAGUGUUUUGGGGAUUCGACUCUGCCUGCUGCUGUAGUGUUGACUUGGGAUUCAAACUUUUAUUUUUUAUUUUUAUUUCCUGGCGGGUAACAUAAAUGUUGUUUGUAAUUCUACUUCUACUAUCAGCUGGAAUGUGCUUCAUGUAUGGAUGUGAUUGCUGACCCUUCUAUACAUGAGGUGAUAGUGUUUAUUUAUAAUUAUAAUAUUGCAUAAAUUUGUAAACUCCAAUAUCAGCUACUCGAAAGGCAAAUCGAUAUCCUCUAGGGCAUGUAUACUUUCGAGUACAAUGUAUACUCGAAAGUCUUUAUUGAGAUAAUGGAUUUCAAUUUGUUGUGUUCUUGAA